This is a messenger RNA of Anolis carolinensis (green anole), 6132 nucleotides long. It is a transcript of the gene adarb2, whose product is annotated as adenosine deaminase RNA specific B2 (inactive). Gene Ontology annotation, biological process: RNA processing; adenosine to inosine editing. The record is from RefSeq and is a predicted model, not a curated record. Gene Ontology annotation, cellular component: nucleolus; cytoplasm. The coding region runs from base 501 to 2861 and encodes 786 amino acids. Gene Ontology annotation, molecular function: tRNA-specific adenosine deaminase activity; double-stranded RNA binding; double-stranded RNA adenosine deaminase activity. The transcript has 11 exons. Lineage: Eukaryota; Metazoa; Chordata; Lepidosauria; Squamata; Anolidae.
GAAAGAAGAGAGAGAGAGAGAGAAAAAAAGUCGAUGCGCCGCCGUGCAUUUCCAGCCUCGGAUAAAGCCCAGCGCUUGAGGAGGGAAUGAAUGAAAAGAGUGCGAGGAAAGGAAUGAGACAGAGACAGAGAAGUAGCAGCUGCCUUGAUUUAAUUCUCUCUUUAGAUAUAUAAAUGAAAGGAGAGAAAGCAGGGAAAGGACAGGAAGGGACAGUCGCAGCGGCUUUGAUUUAAUUGUUGUUACGAAGAGGAAGAAGACGUCUGCCCUGGCAACGUUCUCCAGCUCGCUCCGUGAGAAAGAAAGAGCGCCAAUAUCCUCCGAGCGCCUUCAGCAAGGCUUUGCUCUCUCUCUCUCUGCUUGGACAGCGUCGUCCUCUUCCGAAGGCGAGCCCAGCUCUUAAGGUCCGGAGGGAAGCGCCAGACUUGAGGGGAAAGAAAGAAAGAAAGAAAGGGAAAAAAAACCCCGACCGGUGCUGUCUCGCCUUCUUCUUCUUCUCCGCCAUGACCUCCGUCUUGGGGAGCAGCCGAGGGGUUGGGGGUCCCAGCGGGCAACCGAAAGGCAAGCCCAAGAGGAGGAGGAGGAGACGCUCCAAGAGGAAAGCGGAGAAUUCAGGGUGGGUGCACACCCUGCUCCCCCGGAUUUCCCAGCGGUUACAGGGGCGUUGUAACACCCAGUUUGCCACAUGGUUGGAGGCAACAGACAACCGGCUCUCCAUGCAGUUUGAGCCACCACGUGAAAAAGUAAGCAUUUUGUCGACCUUCAUAGCACCCUUCAAGUAUUUAAGUCCCGGGGCAGCAAAUAUGGAAGAUGAAGACAAUUUAAGUACCAGCAGUGCAGAAGUGAAGGAGAACCGGAAUAUAGGCAAUUUAGAAGACCAUCCCAUUACCUCCAAUGAAAGGUCAAGGGUAGGAGCAUCCAGGAUCAAAAGGAAGCGGCCUCUGGAGGAAGGCAACAGUGGCCAUUUCUGCAAACUCCAACUCAUCUGGAAGAAAGUCUCGUGGUCAGUAACGCCAAAGAAUGCUCUGGUCCAGCUUCAUGAACUUAAACCAGGCUUACAAUACAAAAUGGUUUCCCAAACAGGCCCAGUCCAUGCUCCAGUGUUUGCAGUCGCUGUGGAAGUAAAUGGACUUACAUUUGAAGGCACUGGACCAACAAAAAAGAAGGCCAAAAUGAGAGCGGCAGAACUGGCCCUCAAGUCUUUCAUUCAGUUCCCUAAUGCAUGCCAAGCUCACUUUGCCAUGGGGAAUUGUUUCAACCCUUCCACAGACUUUACAUCAGAUCAGGCAGACUUUCCAGACACUCUGUUCAAGGAGUUUGAACCGUCUACGCACAGUAAAGACUUCUCAGUCUACAACCCAGUUAAUAAUGAACUGCUUUCUACGGCUUAUCGGCACGGAAGGCUAUUCUGCCACACGUUGGACUUAUCGGGCCACACUAAGCAAAACAAGCGCACCGCUGAGAGUGAAAAGAACCCAGUGGUGUUACUCAAUGAGUUGCGUUCAGGACUGAGGUACGUCUGCCUUUCGGAGACUGUGGAGAAGCAGCACAUCAAGAGUUUUGUGAUGGCUGUGAGAGUGGAUGGGAGAACAUUUGAAGGCUCGGGACGUAGCAAGAAGCUGGCUAAAGGUCAAGCAGCACAGGCUGCACUGCAGGCCCUCUUUAACAUUCGGCUGCCCAGUCGCAUUCCCAGCAGGAGUAAAUGUAAUCAUUUGCCACAGGAAUUUGCUGAUUCCGUGCAUCGAAUAAUUACACAAAAGUUUCAAGAGGUGACGGAUAACUGUGCUGCCAUCCACAUGCAUCACAAAUCCCUGGCAGGAAUCGUAAUGACCAGAGGUUUGGACAUUCGACAGGCUCAGGUUAUUGUGCUGACAUCGGGUACCAAAUGCAUAAACGGGGAAUACCUGAAUGACCAAGGCCUUGUGGUCAACGACUGUCAUGCGGAAAUUGUGGCAAGAAGGGCCCUCAUUCACUUCCUUUACUCACAGCUGGAACUUCACCUCAGCAAGCGACGAGAAGAUGGUGAGCGAUCAAUCUUUGUACGGUUAAAAGAGGGAGGCUACAGGCUCAAGGAGAACAUUCUGUUCCAUCUUUAUGUCAGCACUUCACCCUGCGGAGAUGCACGCCUCAAUUCCCCCUACGAAAUCACUACUGACUUGAACAGCAUCAAGCACAUAGUAAGGAAAUACCGUGGGCAUCUUCGAACGAAGAUUGAAUCUGGGGAAGGAACCAUCCCGGCUCGAUGUCCCAGCACAGUCCAGACAUGGGAUGGCGUAUUACUGGGGGAGCAGCUUGUCACAAUGUCCUGCACAGACAAAAUUGCCAGGUGGAAUGUUCUCGGGUUGCAAGGUGCUCUCCUUAGCUACUUCAUCGAGCCGGUGUAUUUGCAUAGUAUUAUUGUGGGAAGCCUCUCACACACUGGUCACCUUUCACGGGUAAUGAGCCAUAGACUAGAAGAUGUUGGUCCACUGCCAGCUUCAUACCGGCGGAAUCAGCUGCUCCUAAGCGGAGUGAGCAAUGCAGAGAUACGGCCAACGGGGAAAUCACCCAGUUUCAGUGUGAAUUGGAUAGUGGGCACCUCAGACCUGGAGCUUAUUAAUGCAACAACAGGGAAAAGAAACUGUGGGAGUUCUUCGCGACUUUGCAAGCACAUGUUUUACACUCGAUGGGCAAAGCUUUAUGGGAAGCUGAGCACACGGAUACUAAGCCAUGGAGAUGUGCCAUCAGUGUACAGUGAGGCCAAGUUGGUGGCACAUACGUACCAGUCCGUCAAGCAGCAGCUGUUCAAAGCAUUUCAGAAAGCCGGCCUGGGCACUUGGGUGAAAAAACCCCCAGAGCAAGAUCAGUUCCUACUAACUGUGUGAAUCAUCCAUCACCUCUGUGACAUGACCCCAUCAAAUUGACUGGAGAGAGAAGGGCAGGUACGCAGCAGGAGCCGAGAGCGUGACGGAUGCAGUCUGAGACUUACCUCCCGGAGAAGUAUCUCUACUCAGUUUGGAAUCCUGUAAUGGAAAAUGCGUUAAGUACAAGAUGUGUUCUGAUUAAUGCACUGAACUUGACUUUAGGAAACCGCUUUUCCAUGCCCAUCCCUUCUCAAGGAUGUAUAAGCCCAGGUUACAAAAAUGACCUUCACUGUUUGUUCCUUGUUUGUAGCACAUUAUACAUUGCUGUAAUUAUUCAGGUGACAUUUGUCAUUUGGGCAACAGCAGGUCCUACUUCUGGCUAAAAACAGAAAAUGGGUGGGGAAGCCCCACUUGUAUUUCCCUUCAUUGUUGUGCAAUAAUUAUCAUUGGUGGGUGAGGCAUUUUUCUGGGUAGUAAAGACAUGCAGGCACUUUUGGAAUCAGUGUGCUUCAAAAUCUAAAAGCUCAGCUCUGUGUGUUUAAAAGGUUGCAGGCUAUAGUCCUAUGAUUACACUAGAAAGCACUUGUGGCAAAUAGGAACAUUCUGAAGUAUAAGCUGCUGCCCACAUAUCUACGAGUUUUUAGGCUCUUACUACUAAGCAGAGUAUUUUAAAAAUCAGCAAAUAAAAUGUCAGUUGUACCAAGCACUGGUAAGAUAUAGUUCCAGGAUUGAUUGUUGUACAUGGUGGCUAUCUACAGUCUCAUCCACUGUUGAGCUACCACAAUCUGAAACUUGGGAAACAAAGAACAGGGGACAGUUGUAAACCUCACCAAACAGAAGACCAAAAUAAAUCAAUAAAAGCACACAGCAUCACUGAAAGUUACAAACUUACAAAGCACCUAUUGCACAACAUAAGGCACCAGAUCCAUUGCACAAAAAUCCUAUCUUUGUCUUCUGACCUUUGGGCAUGCUCAGUAUUAAGGCCACUGGAGUGUAGUCAACUAUAACAGUAAAUGAAUAACCUAUUUGCACCAAAAAGAGACAGUGAUGGCUUCAUUCUUUCUUAGGACCCAGACAUACAGAAGACAUUUGCAGUUCUGGAAAGGAAAGAGAAAGACAGCGGGUAGAUAUUUUUAAGAGGACACAGAUUAGGUGGAUCUUAUUGCACGCAAGCAGAUUUUGAAAAUACAUAUAGUAGAAGUCCUGAACUACAGCAUACUAAAUAGUUCAAUAAUAUCCCAUUGUGUACAACCAAACACUAGAUUAAAAGGAUACUGAACAGACUUCUAUUCAGGAAGCUGCCGCUGCCGUAAGAAGACUUUCUUUCAAGUAGUAAAGCCAUUCAACAUCGCCAUUACAAUUCUCAUUUAACUAUUGAGUUUGUGCUGGUCAUUGCAAAAAUUGAAACUGCUGAAAUCUGAAGGGAGAAUAUACUCUGUAGGUCCAGAAAUCUCUACUGGGUGAGCAAUGGGCAGUGAGUAAGAAUAUAGUGAAUUAUUAGAAAACAAUCCUUUUUCUUUACUGUUUGAGUAGAUGGAAACAACUCCAACGCCUCUCCAGUACCAAGCAUGAAGCAAGGAAAUUUACCAGCCUUUUUCCUUGACUUCCAGGAGGGAAAUAAUCAACUAUUCAUUGACCUCUCAUCAGGUUUGAGUAGCACGUGAGCCAGAAUCUUGUUGGGGCACAAGCUUUUAUGAAAAGCAUGAUGCAAGACAUUACAUUUGCUCAAAGUUGGCAUAAGAGUACCCCCUGGCACAGACAUCUGUUCCACAAAAGCACACACAUAGCCUUUCCUCUCCCUUUCGACUUAGUGAUUGAGGAAGUAUUCAACUAUUGCCCAAGGCAUUCAUCGAACAAUUGGUUGUGCAACCACGGGAUCUGGUGCAACUCCACUGACAUAUAUUUACACUAUACUAAAAGCUAGAGAUCUGGGCCUUAGAACCGGCAAGAUAAAUUUAGUUACACCAGAAUGAGUGAUCUGCACAUUCUUUCUCUCUCCUGCAUGUUCCUUGCUUCCAAAAUUCAGCUUCCUAGUGAUCUCUGCUUGCCCAGAUCCCAGUUUUUUUUUUCAAGCAAAGCUGUUCUUGCCUCUAUAAAAGCGUGUAGCCAAUGCCCACUAAAAUUUAACAAACCAGACAAAGAAGGUGGGUGGAUUUCCCUGUAUCAGAGGAAGGGAUCACACAGCUGUGACCAUUGUUCCAGAUGCACAAUAAUAUAUGCAAAAUAAAUAUGCAGUGUCCUGUUAAGAACUGGAAUUGAAGCAUCCCUGUGGAUCCAUUCUUGUGGAGCACAGCUGCUUGUGAAUCACGCCUUCCUGGGAGACAUCCACAGCCUCCCAAUUCCCAUGGUAGCGCUGACUGACGGAUGAAUGUGCAGCUCUUUCUCCACGUGACUACAUCCAUGGGGCAGUUGGAGUGCACCAUCUGGAGCUCUUUUCUAACAUGUGAAACAGCCCUGGACUAUUCCCAUCGGUCAAGAAAUACAGCGUGGAGAGUUUUUGUAAUGAGCUCUUCGAUUGUUCACGCAAAUGAAAAUUGCCACUUAGGAUCCCCAAAGAGAAAAUUUAUGAAACUCUAAGCAAUUUAGAAUUAACCUCUACCCAAACUUUUGUCUAGCUUUGUUCAGAACUUUGAAAACCUCCUUGUUGGAGGGGACUACAACUCUCAGUAUCCCACCGAAUGGCAUGGCCAAUGGCUAAGGCAGUUGGGCCAUCUGUAUGUUGUAGCCUCCAAAAAGGAACUUCUUCAAGUUCUCAUUUCACUUUGUUUUUCAAAUGACAGGAUUUGCGGGUAUAGAACUACUGUUUUCUUUUUAAACUUGUAGUUUGAAUGAAAUGUGUAUAUAUUAUCAUGCUGCUCCUGAUGUGUGAUCCAUCUCGGUGUUUCUGGUUAGAGCUGUUCAACUGAGUUACUUUUCAAACACAAGCACACACACAAAGACCCUCGUCCCCUCACUACACACUCACUGCCUCUCCCAUAGAAGCUCCCUUUCUUGCCAGUAAAGUUAGACGCUCUUAUAUAAGGUUUGGAGAGCCAUAUUCAGUAAAUACAUUUGUUUAUUAAUGCCCACACAAUAGUAAUAGUUACAGUAUUUUGAUGAUUUUUUUUAUUUUUUAGAUUAAACUGCAAGAUGUAUCUAUACUAUAAUGUCUUGUACAAAAGAAAUUAUUGUGAUAAAACUAGAAUUUUUAAAUUAGAAUGAAAAGUUCCCCUUUACUGAAAUGUUUCCAAUAAACAAUACAUUCCAUUAUUAACUACCAAAAAACGUUCCUUAGACUAGAAAUAGUAAAAGA